Hibiscus syriacus is the source of this 228-nucleotide messenger RNA. RefSeq lists its product as uncharacterized. The coding region runs from base 1 to 102 and encodes 33 amino acids. NCBI's taxonomy places the organism in Eukaryota, Viridiplantae, Streptophyta, Magnoliopsida, Malvales, Malvaceae. The transcript has 2 exons. The record is from RefSeq and is a predicted model, not a curated record.
AUGUGGCUUUACCCCAAAGGGAGCCCUUCCAGAAAUUCUCGAAGGCCAAAGACAAGCCUAGGCCUAAGAGGGGGUUUGGAAAUAGUUUUCAACCAGCAAUAGACGCGCCUCGGUUAGAACCUCAUGAGCUGCGUCAUUGCCCCAAGCGCAAAGAUACUGAACCCCCUACUCCCCCUUCUUCUUUUAUAUAAGUUAUCAACCCCCUGCAUAUUGUUUGCUCCCGUUGUG